AAACAGCUGACAAGGAACUGGAGUAAUUUGAUUUCUACCCAGGAUAUUGCCGGGUUGUAGCAAAGAUGUUGCCGAUACAGCGUGUUCUUCUUCUGCUCGGUCUGAUUACUUUGAGUUUUGGUUUUCUUAUAAAGGAACCAAAACAGGCAUGGGGGUACGUUCCUGUCAGAAGCAAUGCAAGCAUGUUCUGGUGGCUGUACUAUGCAGACAGCCCUACCCAGAACUUCACAAAGCUGCCUCUUAUCAUGUGGCUUCAAGGAGGCCCAGGGGCUUCCGGCUGUGGAUACGGGAACUUUGAAGAAAUUGGCCCUUUAGAUACUGAUCUAAAACCAAGAAGGACAACUUGGCUGCAGGCAGCAAGUGUACUGUUUGUCGAUAACCCUGUUGGCACUGGAUACAGCUAUGUCAAUGACACCCUCGCAUACGCCACAGAUCUCUCUACUGUCACUUCAGAUAUGAUGGUACUUCUCAGAAAGUUCUUCAGCUGUAAGACAGAAUUCCAGAAAAUUCCUUUCUACAUCUUUUCAGAAUCUUAUGGAGGAAAAAUGGCAGCUGCCAUUGCUUUGGAGCUUCACAAGGCUAUUCAAGCUGGGACAAUAAAAUGCAAUUUCCAUGGAGUAGCUCUUGGUGAUUCGUGGAUUUCUCCCCUAGAUUCUGUCCUUGCCUGGGGACCUUACCUUUACAGCACUUCUUUCCUUGAUGAUAAAGGUUUAAAAGAAGUGACUACUGCUGCUAAAAAGAUCUUGGAUGCUAUGAAUAAAAGGGAAUUUAAGCUGGCUACAUUGCUUUGGAGUAAAGCAGAAGAUAUCAUAGAAGAGAACACGAAUGGUGUAAAUUUCUAUAACAUACUGACUCACGACACUACUUCAAAUACAGCUCUUACAUCUAUUGCAAGUGAAACAGCUCCCUUCUUAAAACUCUUCCAGCGUCAUGUACAAUCUCAAAAUAAAGACAAGCUGAGUGACUUGAUGAAUGGGCCCAUCAGAAAGAAGCUGAAAAUAAUUCCGGACCAUAUCAAAUGGGGAGGCCAGUCAAAAAACGUGUUCAUGAAUAUGGCUGAAGACUUCAUGAAGCCUGCAAUAGCUAUUGUAGAAGAUUUGCUGGAAGCCAACGUCAAUGUUACUGUUUAUAACGGGCAGUUGGAUCUCAUCGUUUCUACCAUAGGCCAAGAAGCAUGGCUCAGGAAGCUGAAAUGGCCCAAACUGAAAAAAUUCAUGGCGCAAAAAUGGCAGCCUUUAUACGCACAGCCGGGAUCCACAGAGACAGCAGCUUUCCAUAAAACCUAUGAUAACCUAGACUUUUUCUGGAUACUAAAGGCUGGGCACAUGGUACCAGCUGACCAAGGUGAUAUGGCGCUGAAAAUGGUUAAGAUGGUGACACACCAAGACCACUAGCAGAACUGCAGGCAGCUGGGCUGGCUUUCCUAUAAAAGCGCAGCCUGCUGUUGGUAUUUUUUCCAUUGCACUUUGAAACGCAGGAGGAACAGUUGCUGCACAGCACGGUUGCGUCUUUCUGCUAUCUGGUACUACGCAGGGCAUUUGCUGCCUUUUCACUUAUAAAAUGGUGACUCUCUGCCCUUGCAUUUACCCCACUGACCUUCAGUGUGAUAAAUAAUUCACUGAAGGCUUGCUUUCUGCUCUGCUACCCCUUGUAUAUAAAAUGGGAAGCAUUUUUGAUCAUCUUAUAUAUAAGCAUAAUUCUUAAGUCCUGAAGCUCAAGACACAAAGAGUGGGUGGAUGCUCUUUCUCAAACAGCAAUAAUGUUCACUAUAAAUUACUGACAAUUUUAAAA
Molecule: messenger RNA, 1791 nt
Organism: Elgaria multicarinata webbii
Lineage: Eukaryota; Metazoa; Chordata; Lepidosauria; Squamata; Anguidae
Gene: SCPEP1
Product: serine carboxypeptidase 1
Exons: 13
Coding region: 66-1394 (442 amino acids)
Biological process (GO): proteolysis
Molecular function (GO): serine-type carboxypeptidase activity
Source: RefSeq, a predicted model, not a curated record